This is a messenger RNA of Penicillium subrubescens, 1350 nucleotides long. RefSeq names its product saccharopine dehydrogenase (NADP+, L-glutamate-forming) (gene lys9). Gene Ontology annotation, cellular component: cytoplasm. The record is from RefSeq and is a predicted model, not a curated record. Bases 31 to 1350 code for a protein of 439 amino acids. Gene Ontology annotation, molecular function: saccharopine dehydrogenase activity. NCBI's taxonomy places the organism in Eukaryota, Fungi, Ascomycota, Eurotiomycetes, Eurotiales, Aspergillaceae. The transcript is spliced from 6 exons.
CCAUUGUCCAUACAAACAAUUGAGUUCAAAAUGGUCAAGUCAAUUGCUGGUUCCAAGGUCCUCCUGUUGGGAUCGGGCUUCGUCACAAAGCCCACCGUUGAGGUUCUGAGCAAGGCCGAUGUUGAGGUCACCGUCGCUUGCCGUACCCUCGAGAGUGCCAAGGCUCUCGCUGGAGACUUCAAGAACACCAAGGCCAUCUCCCUUGAUGUCAGCGAUGAUGCUGCUCUCGACAAGGCCAUGGAGCAGGUCGACUUGGUCGUCUCUCUGAUCCCCUACACUUUCCACGCCACUGUUAUCAAGUCGGCUAUCCGCACUAAGAAGGAUGUUGUCACUACCUCGUAUGUCUCGCCGGCUAUGGAGGAGCUCGACGCGGAGUGCAAGAAGGCUGGUAUCACUGUCAUGAACGAGAUUGGCCUGGACCCCGGUAUUGACCACCUUUACGCCGUUAAGACUAUCUCCGAGGUCCACGCCGCCGGCGGCAAGAUCACUGGCUUCAUCUCCUUCUGCGGUGGUCUCCCCGCCCCCGAGGCCUCUAACAACCCUCUGGGCUACAAGUUCUCUUGGUCCAGCCGCGGUGUGCUGCUCGCCCUCCGCAACGCCGCCAAGAUCUACCAGGAUGGCAAGAUCGUCAGCAUCGACGGCCCCGACUUGAUGGCCACCGCCAAGCCCUACUUCAUCUACCCCGGCUUCGCCUUCGUCGGCUACCCCAACCGUGACUCGACUCCCUUCCGCGAGCGCUACGAGAUCCCCGAGGCCCAGACCGUCAUCCGCGGUACCCUGCGUUACCAGGGCUUCCCCGAGAUGAUCAAGGUCCUCGUCGACACCGGCUUCCUGAAGGACGAGCCCAACUCCGUCUUCGACAGCGCCAUCUCCUGGAAGGAGGCCACCGCCAAGGUUCUCGGCGCCGCCUCUUCCUCCGAGAAUGACCUCACCGCCGCCGUCCAGAGCAAGACCACUUUCCCCAGCAACGAGGAGCGCGACCGCCUCCUCGCCGACCAUCACCCCCGCGGCAACGCCCUCGACACCCUCUGCGCCACCCUCGAGAAGAAGAUGCAGUACGAGGCCGGCGAGCGCGACAUGGUCAUGCUCCAGCACAGAUUCGAUAUCGAGAACAAGGACGGCUCCAAGGAGACCCGCACCUCUACCUUGUGCGAGUACGGUAACCCUGCCGGUUACUCCGCCAUGGCUAAGCUGGUCGGUGUUCCCUGUGGUGUUGCUGUCAAGCAGGUCCUUGACGGUACCAUCUCCCAGAAGGGUGUUUUGGCCCCCAUGAACAUGGAGAUCUGUGCUCCUCUCCUGAAGACUCUUAAGGAGGAGUAUGGUAUUGAGAUGGAGGAGCGCACUCUGUAA